UAAUUCUAAUUAAUUUCCCAAAUUCUUAACCUAACCCUACUUUCUACCAUUUGCAUAUUCCUAUAAACCUCUUUUUUUCUUUGCCCUUUCAACAGACAAUUAAAAGAUGCCUCGUUACAAGGACGAGUCCCCUGCAGUUCGGGUCUACACUGUCUGUGACGAAUCAAGAUAUUUGAUUGUGAGGAACGUUCCAGAAUUGGGAUGUGGGAGUGAUUUGCUGAAACUGUUUUCAUCCUAUGGAGAAGUCGAAGAGUGUAAGCCAAUGGAUGCAGAGGACUGCGACCAAUUCACUGAUGUCUUUUGGAUCAAAUUCCGCCUUAUCAGCAAUGCCAGGUUUGCCAAAAGAAAAUUGGAUGAAUUUGUUUUCUUCGGGAAUAAAUUGCAAAUUUCGUAUGCUACCCAAUUCGAAAGCCUGUCGGACACAGUGGAUAAAUUAGAGGGAAGAAGAAGGGAGGUUUUAGCGCGAUUGAACCCUGGAAGAUCUAAAGGUACCACAACCUCAAGUUCUAAGCCUUUGAUUACAUCAAAUAUUAAUCGCACAGAACAUUUAGAUCCUAAUGCAAGGGAUGUACAUUUUGAAGAAGGUUCACACAGCGGUAAUUUUCCAAUAAGAACAGUUUCCUCUAAUGAGGAUUAUUUUGCUUCACGUUCCAUGAAUCAAACAGUGAAUCUUGUGCGGAAUAAGCUUGAUAAGAUUCGAUCAAGCGGCGAGCAUAUACAAGCUGGAUCUGUGUCAAAGAAACAACGAGUUGAUAAUAGGAGGAGAAUUUAAUCUGUAAAUUAAGUCACAGCUUAACUGAGGAUGAUCCUGUGCCAUUGAGUGGGUGCCGCAACAAACAUUUCAAUUGCAUAUGUACCAAAAACUUAGUACUUCAACAAUUCGGUCUUCCACUUACACCCGUUUGUACUGUAUGUUUGACCCUUCAAUUUGAAAGGUCCUGUUAUGUAAAUAUAAAUAGGAUAAAGAAUGUUUGUUAGUUAGUCAGUUACUAUUAGGAUUUUAUAGUCGUUGGGUAGUUGCUAUAAGUAAAGCAUAGGUGUUGUACUUUAUACAUACUAAUAAUAUAUUUGUUGUAGGAGAUGGAAUAAAAUGUACAUAGUCUUAGGGUUGAAUUAUUGUUAUUAUUGUAAUUCUUAGGGAUAAAAAGAACACACUAAUAAUA
Messenger RNA from Cajanus cajan (pigeon pea), 1163 nucleotides. RefSeq names its product RNA-binding (RRM/RBD/RNP motifs) family protein. The record is from RefSeq and is a predicted model, not a curated record. Gene Ontology annotation, cellular component: nucleoplasm. Gene Ontology annotation, molecular function: RNA binding. Lineage: Eukaryota; Viridiplantae; Streptophyta; Magnoliopsida; Fabales; Fabaceae.